AUGGCGAGCACUCUACUGUCCGUACAACACUUCCUUCCCACCCAAAGUAAGCUUAAUUGCGUGCAAUUUCGUCAGAUUGAUCGCUGGAGGGAAAAGAUUGGUUACUUGAGUGCUUUCAGAUCUUCAAUUUGUGGCCAUGUUGUGCGCAAUCCAAGUUUCUAUGGGAGACUGAUAGCUCGAAGCCAUGGAAACCGUCUUGUUGUUCAGUCACUGCUUGGAAGGAAGGUGAGGUCCGUGAGGAACAGAGAGACUGUGAUUCCUGAACCAGAUUACAGGAUUUCAAUUGUGCUACUCGGUGGUUACUGA
Sphenostylis stenocarpa is the source of this 306-nucleotide messenger RNA. The record is from the annotation of a GenBank genome assembly. NCBI's taxonomy places the organism in Eukaryota, Viridiplantae, Streptophyta, Magnoliopsida, Fabales, Fabaceae.